This is a messenger RNA of Calypte anna (Anna's hummingbird), 1866 nucleotides long. RefSeq names its product mesoderm induction early response protein 3. Gene Ontology annotation, biological process: negative regulation of transcription by RNA polymerase II. The record is from RefSeq and is a predicted model, not a curated record. Bases 64 to 1716 code for a protein of 550 amino acids. NCBI's taxonomy places the organism in Eukaryota, Metazoa, Chordata, Aves, Apodiformes, Trochilidae. Gene Ontology annotation, cellular component: nucleoplasm. The transcript has 13 exons. Gene Ontology annotation, molecular function: histone deacetylase binding; transcription corepressor activity.
UUGGCUUAGCGGCCCUAUCCAGGCACUCGGCGCAGCGCCGUUGCUUAGCCCGAUCGUUCCAAUAUGGCGGAGGCUUCCUUUGGGAGUUCGAGCCCAGUUGGCUCUUUAUCAUCUGAGGAUCACGACUUUGACCCUUCUGCUGAAAUGCUGGUACAUGAUUAUGAUGACGAGCGAACUCUUGAAGAAGAGGAAAUGAUGGAAGACAACAAAAAUUUCAGCUCUGAAAUUGAAGAUUUAGAAAAAGAAGGAAAUAUGCCAUUGGAAGAUUUAUUGGCAUUCUAUGGCUAUGAAACCACAAUUCCAAUUAUGGCCAGUUCCAGUGCAGAUAGCUCUCCAAGUGAACUUGCAGAUGAACUUCCAGAUAUGACUCUUGAUAAAGAGGAAAUAGCUAAAGACCUCUUGUCAGGUGAUGAUGAAGAAACACAGUCUUCUGCUGAUGACUUGACGCCAUCAGUGACUUCACAUGAGGCUACUGACUUCUUUCCUCGGCCAUUAAGAUCAAACACUACGUGUGAUGGAGAUAAGGAAUCAGAUGGUGAAGAUGUAGAAGCAGACAAUGGUAAUUCAUCUGAAGAUUUGAGGAAGGAAAUAAUGGUUGGUUCACAGUAUCAGGCUGAAAUUCCACCUUACCUUGGCAGAUACAGUGAUAAAGAAAAGGCCUAUGAAAAUGAAGACCAUUUACUUUGGAAACCUGAUGUUAUCUCAGAAAGUAAAGUUAAAGAAUACCUUUUUGAAACCUCCUUAAGAACAGGAAAUGAAAACAUGAUUGACAGAAUUCCUGAAGGACUACAUACACGGGACAAUGAGCAAGCACUAUAUGAACUUCUCAAAAGUAGCCAUAAUAUUAAAGAAGCAAUUGAGAGAUACUGCUCAAAUGGAAAAGCAUCUCAGGAAGAGAUGACAGCAUGGACAGAAGAGGAAUGCAGAAGCUUUGAACAUGCGCUUCUGAUUUAUGGGAAAGACUUUCAUCUCAUACAGAAAAACAAGGUAAGAACUAGAACGGUUCCCGAGUGUGUGGCUUUCUAUUACAUGUGGAAAAAAUCAGAACGUUAUGAUUACUUUGCUCAGCAAACAAGAUUUGGAAAGAAGAGGUAUAACCAUCAUCCAGGAGUUACGGACUACAUGGAUCAUUUGGUAGAUGAAACAGAAGCCCUUGGUGGAGCAGUACAUUCCUCAGCCUUAACAUCUAAUAUUCAAACAGAAACUGUUCCUGAUCAACAGCUAAGCAUUCUGAACUCUAUCACUGCCAAUGAGUUGACAGCAUUGACAAGCAGUGUAGCUACAGUCUGCCACACUUCAGAUGUGAACUGCCUGGAUGAUGCCUUUCCACCUAUGGACAGCUUACCCCAAGCACCGGUUACUCAUGUGCCUGUUGGAACAGAAGAAUUACUUAACUUGCCUAGCAAUGGUGAAAGUGAUUGUUUUAAUUUAUUUGAGACUGGCUUUUAUCAUUCAGAGCUAAACCAAAUGAACAUAUGCAGUGAGGAGACAGAAAGACCUGUGAAGAGAAUGAAAAUGGGAAUUCCUGUCCCAGAAUCUUUAAUGAAUGAUGUGUCUGUAAAUAACCUUGGUGUGGACUUUGAGAACCACACACACCAUAUUACCAGUGCCAAAAUGGAUGUUUCAGUCGCUGACUUCAGUCUGUCUGCAAAUGAGCCAAAUGGUUUUAUCAACACCCAUGCUCUUCACCAACAUACUGCCCUUCACUCAGAAUGACUGUGGAAAACUAGACAAAUAGUGGGUACUUUAUGCAGCAGUGGUAAACUUGAUUGGAGAUAUCAGGUUUGCUUAGUCUUUCACUGGAAGUUUGACCUUUAUGACAUCAGUGAUGUCUUUUUAUGUAUAGAGCUAUAUCUUGUUUUAUCA